AAUAUUAGCCAAUCAGAGAGCAGCAAGUGGGCGGGUGCUAACUCAGUUUUCCACAAUGUAUUUACUUCCGUCAAUAUUUCCACCACUGCAGGAAGAAGCAAACGGAGGCGCAAAUAAGCUGUUUGACUGCCAAGGUGUUUGAAGCGGCAGCAGACCUCUGCUUCCCGUCCUCCCCUCUUCAGUUAUGCCUUUCUUAGGCAAAGACUGGAGGUCGCCUGGAUGGAGGUGGACAAAGACGGAGCACGGCUGGAAGAGGCUUGUUUUCUUUGGACAUGAGUUGGAGGACAGCAACAAAGAGAUAGACCUGAACGAAUUUUGCAGUGACAACAAUGAAGAUCUGUUUGUCGGAGAGGUACGAGAACUGGUCAGCACCAAGAGGAAAAAGGACUUCUUCAACAAUAACGCCAAAUCCCAGUUUGUUUUCACAGAUAAAUGGAUCUACGUUCAGAAAGGGAGCACUAAAGAACGACAUGGAUACUGCACACUCGGAGAAGCUCUCAACCGACUGGACUUUUCCAGUGCCAUUCAAGACUUGAGAAGAUUUAACUACGUUGCAAAGCUUUUUCAGCUAAUUGCCAGGUCCCAGCUGACAUCUUUAAGCGGAGCUGCCCAGAAGAACUAUUUUAAUAUUCUGGAGAAGAUCGUUCGAAAAGUCUUAGAGGACCAGUACAAUCCACGUCUCGUUAAGGAGCUUCUGCAGGACUUAAGCGCCACUCUCCACAGUCUGACCAUCCAUGUUGGCAGAUGUGUUCUUGUGGGCAAUGUGAACAUCUGGCUGUGCCGCUUAGAGACUAUUGUUAAAUGGCAGCAGGAGCUCAACAACAUGCAGAUCCCCAAGCAAAUGUACACCGGCAUGUCGUUCAAUGACUUGCCACUACACAUGCAGGACAAAAUCCUCGGCAAGUUAUCUGACGCCUGUGACAUCAUAAACCUGGGACAGGCCACGCCUACGCUGCACAUCCUCAGUGAGCACAGGACGCUGUGGAAGAAACUCUGCCACUUUCACUUCUCAGACAAACCGUUCUGUAGGAAUCUGGUUCUGGCGAAGAACGACAACGUGGACUGGAAGCUGAUGUAUUUCACCCUGCAGAAGCACUACCCCAUGAAGGAGCAGUACGGCGACACGUUGCACUUUUGCAAACACUGUAGCAUCCUCUUCUGGAAGGUGAAUGAGGACUUUGGCCACCCCUGCACAGCCAAUGAUCCGGACAGCUGCCUGAUGCCCAUUUCUCCGCAGCACUUUAUCGACCUCUUCAAAUUUUAAACUACCCCGCGAUGGUCUCGAAGCGAAAAGUCCAUUAACUCCCAAUCCCACGCCGAGCCUGUGGACAGAACCUUGUUGUUGUCUGCUCAAAUACAAAGGGCUCCAGUUGGACAAAAUGUUUACGUUUUGUUUUUGUCAGUGCACAAGAAGUCCUAUAAAACAAAGUGUUGGUGAAUCUAAAAAGAAUUUUGUUUUUUCUGCACUAAUAUGUGUCUUGGAGACAGAAAAAAAAGCUGCUCCUUUGAAAGGGAAUAUGUAAGUAUGCUUCUUCUUUUGGCUCUUCCCUGUCACAGCGAGUCAUCCUCCUCCAUCUCACUCUGUCCUCACUCCAGCUACCUCCACGUCCUCUCUAACUCCAUCCAUACAUCUCUAUCUUUUUCCUGGUAGCUGCAUUUCUAACAUCCUUCUACCAGUAUACCCACUGUCCCUCUGGACAUGUCCAAACCAUCUCAGUCUGGUCUCUAACUUUAUCUCCCAGAUGUUCAAACUGUGCUGUCCCUCUGAUGAUCUCGUUCCUAAUCUUAUCCAUCAUUGUCACUCCUAAGGAGAAGCUCAACAUCUUCAUUUCUGCCACUUC
Molecule: messenger RNA, 1841 nt
Organism: Nematolebias whitei (Rio pearlfish)
Lineage: Eukaryota; Metazoa; Chordata; Actinopteri; Cyprinodontiformes; Rivulidae
Gene: fbxo25
Product: F-box protein 25
Exons: 10
Coding region: 185-1264 (359 amino acids)
Biological process (GO): protein ubiquitination
Cellular component (GO): SCF ubiquitin ligase complex; nucleus; cytoplasm
Molecular function (GO): protein binding
Source: RefSeq, a predicted model, not a curated record